Molecule: messenger RNA, 309 nt
Organism: Penicillium alfredii
Lineage: Eukaryota; Fungi; Ascomycota; Eurotiomycetes; Eurotiales; Aspergillaceae
Exons: 1
Coding region: 1-309 (102 amino acids)
Source: RefSeq, a predicted model, not a curated record
AUGAAGCCCGCCACCUGGCUCGUCAUCCUCGCGCCAGCCGCCGCCCUGGCGGAUUCCCAACCCGCCCUCGACCGCACCGCCGAUCUCGCGCAUAUUUCCCCGGCCGAGUCAAUACCGGCCCUGGCACCGCGGGAUUCCCUGCCCAUACCUGAAGCCGCGGAGUCAAAUCCCGUCGACGAGACGCCAGGCGCGCGCGGCGCGCGGCAGGUGCUCCAGGCACGCAGUGAAGGCACACUUGGCCAGACGCCGUGGAUCGGGAUGGCCAUUGGGUUGACCUGCACGGCGCUGGCGGCGGUGAUGCUGGGGUGA